Messenger RNA from Podarcis raffonei (Aeolian wall lizard), 1384 nucleotides. It is a transcript of the gene UPP1, whose product is annotated as uridine phosphorylase 1. Lineage: Eukaryota; Metazoa; Chordata; Lepidosauria; Squamata; Lacertidae. Gene Ontology annotation, cellular component: cytoplasm; cytosol. The transcript has 8 exons. Gene Ontology annotation, biological process: nucleotide catabolic process; uridine catabolic process. Bases 293 to 1228 code for a protein of 311 amino acids. The record is from RefSeq and is a predicted model, not a curated record. Gene Ontology annotation, molecular function: uridine phosphorylase activity.
UGAUGGUUGCUGAGAAAGCAUGCUCGCUGUAUUUUUAUUAAAAUAGCUUGUGGACAGAGCUACUGUUGCUCAAAUCGCCUCCAUUAAAACAGGCUUCUCACGGACUGGAGCAGGAAAGGAAAAGGAGAGGAAGGGAAGGGAAGCGGACACCUUUCAUGCGGCCAGUUCCAAAUCCUUGCCUGACUUGGAGCAACUCCCAUUGGAGACAAUCGGAAACUUCCAUUGGUCCAAAAUGCAGCAGCCAGAUUACUGGCUGGGGUUCCACGCAGACCCCCUAGUCUGACUGAAUAUCAUGGCUUCUGGGGAUGCUGUGGAGAAGACCAUGAACACAUCUUCCACGGAAACCCCCAUUCGUGUCCCAAAUCAACAUCUUGAGAAGAUGAGCGAUGACAUCCUGUACCAUUUCGCUCUGGGGACUGGCACCCAUGACUUCCCUGCCUUGUUUGGAGAUGUAAAGUUUGUGUGUGUUGGAGGAAGCCCUUCACGAAUGAAAGCUUUUAUUACCUACAUAGCUGAAGAGCUGGGAGUUGGCAGCCCAGGCCAGGACUACCCCAAUAUCUGCGCAGGAACUGAUCGUUACGCGAUGUACAAAGCAGGGCCAGUGCUAUCCAUCAGUCAUGGAAUGGGGAUUCCUUCCAUUGCUAUCAUGCUGCACGAACUCUUCAAGCUGCUGUGUCAUUCCAAGUGUUCCAAUGUAACCAUUAUUCGUAUCGGCACAUCUGGGGGAAUAGGUUUGGCACCAGGAUCUGUGGUGAUCACCAAGCAAUCUGUAGAUGCCACCUUCAAACCUCAGUUUGAACAGUUUGUUCUGGGAAAGCCUGUAUAUCGUAGCACAAACUUAGACGAGGAACUGGCUCAGGACUUGAUGGAGUGUGCCAAGGAACUGGAUCAAUUCAAAACAGUCAUUGGGAACACCAUGUGCACUCUGGAUUUCUAUGAAGGCCAAGCUCGUCUUGAUGGCGCAAUCUGCUCAUACACUGAGGAAGAGAAGGCACAAUAUUUAAUGGCAGCUUACAAGGCCGGAGUCAGGAAUAUUGAGAUGGAAUCUUCUGUUUUUGCAGCCAUGUGCAAUAUUAUUGGUAUCAAAGGUGCUGUGGUCUGUGUAACACUUCUGAACCGACUGGAGGGCGACCAAAUCUCAACCCCCCACGAUGUGCUGGGUGAAUACCAGAAGAGGCCGCAGAUAUUGGUGGGGCACUGGAUUAAGAAACGUCUUCGGAAAAAGUGACAUUGACAUUCUUAGUUAGCUUUAUACUGUAAAUAAAUACAAAACUCAACAUUUCUUCAUUUUGAAUUCAUGAUAAAUAACCUUUAACUUAGGGGUGACAAGCUUUUUUGGGGGCUGAGAGCACAUUUACCCCAUGCUCAGGCUCCCGGGGAUCAC